AUGGCGAGCGUUGUCAGGCGACUGACCUACGCAGAUGAAGACGCCUUCAAGGUUUAUGAGAGUUCCAGCACUGUGCGCUUCUAUCCUCGGCAGCCGGCAGAGUGCUCAGGUGUGAGGUUGGCCGACGCUCGUUUGACAACAGCGGAGAAAUACCUUCACAAGGGCCUGGUGGCGGUCGAUAUCGGCUGGCCCGGGAGUGCGAUCGUAUCAGACGUACAUUCUAAUUCCGUGAGUGUCUCAAAGGCACGCAGGCGAGGAAGACAAUUCAGUCCGAGAUCGCGACGGUUGUAA
Postia placenta MAD-698-R-SB12 is the source of this 291-nucleotide messenger RNA. RefSeq lists its product as hypothetical. The transcript is spliced from 2 exons. The record is from RefSeq and is a predicted model, not a curated record. NCBI's taxonomy places the organism in Eukaryota, Fungi, Basidiomycota, Agaricomycetes, Polyporales, Adustoporiaceae. The coding region runs from base 1 to 291 and encodes 96 amino acids.